UCACUUGCUUAAGCAACAUAUAAACAAGGCAAGCAAAAAAAAAAAGAAGAAAAGAAAAUGGCUUUCUCACGCCUCUCAUUUGCUGCUUCUCUCGUCGUCUUCUCAUCUCUAAUCAUCUCUUCAGUUGCUUAUUAUGGCAAUGAAGCCGACCCAGAGACCGGAAAAUUGAUUCCGAUCGCCGUUGAAGGGGUCAUCAUGUGCAAGUCCGGUGGCAAAACUUACCCAAUUAAAGGUGCAACGGCAAGAAUCGCAUGUGUGAAGGUCGAUGCAUAUGGCAAAGAGAUAGCUCCAAUAUCAAUAAUGAGCAGCAAAACUGAUGCUAAAGGUUACUUUUUCGCCACGAUAUUCCCUUCGCAGCUUCGUGCAGGAAGGACAGUGACCAAAUGCAAAGCUUACCUUUACAAAUCUCCACUCGCUGAUUGCGAUUUCCCGACCGAUGUGAACAAAGGUGUUAGAGGACAGACAUUGAGCAAGUACCGUGUUCUUGAAGACAAGAGUUUCAAGCUUUACUGGGCUGGUCCUUUCUUCUACACCUCUGAACCUACUUACUACUAAUUAUGAUCUUUUGAUCAACGUGAAAUUUAACAUGUUCUGAGAUGGAGAAUCUUUUCAUUUGUUUGAUUCGUCGUAAAAUGAUUGUCU
Molecule: messenger RNA, 642 nt
Organism: Arabidopsis arenosa
Lineage: Eukaryota; Viridiplantae; Streptophyta; Magnoliopsida; Brassicales; Brassicaceae
Source: the annotation of a GenBank genome assembly